Arctia plantaginis is the source of this 1365-nucleotide messenger RNA. The record is from the annotation of a GenBank genome assembly. NCBI's taxonomy places the organism in Eukaryota, Metazoa, Arthropoda, Insecta, Lepidoptera, Erebidae.
AUGCCACUGGUCACUGGUCAUGCAAAUGAUACGGCGGGCGGCGUUAAUAACGCUCGAGCCAAGACUCGAGCCAAAAAACUUAAAUUGCACCUCGAACCGUCGAGAGUAUCCAACGGAAUAGAGAAUUGUACAAGAGGCUGCGGUCUGCGGUCGCAAAGGCGGUCCCAUGUGGUGGUACGCGCGGGACGCGUCUCUGUUAUAAGGGGGGGUCCCGGGCAGCGCGCGUUCAGUGUACCCGAGUGUCCCGUGUCGAUAGUGCGCACUCCUGCGUGUGCUUGCAUAUAUAUCACCACCAUUCCCGCAGAAAUAACUCGACCCCUCAAGAUGCAGAUCGUUUUGGCCACCUGCUUUUUGCUAUUCGCAGCUACCCUUGGUCCCGCAGCAGCACAAAGGAUAACGACUAUUCAACUAGAUGGCGUUCAAUAUUUCAUAUCAAGAAUGAACCCCUACAGUCCGGAGCUCAACUAUUUCCUUGCUUAUCAGUACUGCAGAUCAUUAGGUUUGCAGCUCGCAUCUUUUGAAACAAAGGAAAAAGCUGAUUCUAUAACUACGUAUCUGACUAAUGCAGGUUACAACAAGUACGAUUUUUGGACUUCCGGAAAUAAUCUGGGUACGGACAUGUACCUGUGGAUGAGCACUGGGUUGCCGUUCAACGCGACAUUUAACUACAUGAGGCGCCUGACAAUGGACGCACCCAGCCAACACGCCGACGAUAGCAUGGACCCGCUAGACGUACCGCAGGGUAGCACUGCCCCUCAGCGUACCGCGAGACAUGGAACGGAACAUGUGAUGACAAACGGGUGCGUCUCGCUAAAGGCACCGACUUUCCACUGGGAGCCACAGCACUGUGGAGAGAUCAAGGACUUCAUCUGCGAGCAGACCCGCUGUUAUUACUACAACUACGGCUCCAUCCCCGUGUCCUCAGCGCAGGGGAAGCCGCUGUCAAUGACGACGACGACUACAGCUCACCCACUGACGUCGUCGUCGCCGCCGCCGCCGCGCUCCGAACACCUGCCGACUCACUUCACCCUCAACGACCUCAUCGGCAAACUGCGCCCUACCUCGCUCGAUGGCCUACAAUCGCCACACAUCAAGAAGCUAGGCCUGUCAUCAUCGCCACAAAUUGACUCCCACUAUUCUCGCGCAUCCGACGCACACGCGCAUGAUACCGAGCCAGAGCAGAAGGAACAGGUGACCCAAGGGCCGUAUGACGACGAUGAGGGCAUGGCGGGUGAUGACCCCGCUGCGUACCUGAGCAACGAGCAGCGCGACGCGUCCGCCGACGACGCACCCUCUACUGCCGAGCCGGACGCCACCGAACACUCCGUCCACGCCAGCGGAAUGCUGGCUCCCCCUAAGUAUUAG